AUGUCCUUUUACACAUGCUACGCUCCCGGAUGUCCUCGACGUCAGCAAAGCCACGCAAGACUCACUAACCCCUGUACCGGCUACUGUUGCUCCAAGUUCCUCAACUACCACGACGAGCCUCUCACCCAAGGUGACACCAGCAAUGUCGUACCCCUCAACAACCCUAUCCACCCCCUUUUCCACAAGAGUAAGUUCCACCGCGAUAUUGACUACACCCUCCUAGAAACUCCCCUCCGUCUAGCCUCACUACUCCUCGAAUCGCCUGGUGCGCUCGAGUACAUCAACACCAUAGCCGGCGGCGAGCUCUACGAACGACGCGAGCGUAAGGAGCUCGGCGCUUUCAAGCGCUUCUGGCACAAAACCACAUGGGGCCAUGUCGAUGCUGAAGGCGGCAGCGGCGGCAAAAUUAGCUGGAGCCCGAUUCGGAAGGCUUCAAAAGCUCAACACGUCAACGGCAAUGCCCUUUUCCAAGGUGUCGCGAAAGAUGUCCUCCAGCGCCUCAGUCGCGCCGUCACGGAGUUCAGGCUCAGCGACCCAACAACGAGGGGAUACAACACAAAGGGAGAAACCUCCGCAUCCUGCGAGCCAGAUUACAGACCCAUGACUGCUCGCACUGUCACUGCAUUCCCUCGCGGCGGAACCACUACCAUAAUAAUUUCCCGCGACAAGUAUACAUCCCUCCUCAACCUCCGCAAACGCCUCCGCCGCGGGAACUUCCUCUCCCCAUCCUCCCACCGCCACGCCCUCCGCCUCGCGCAAUUCCUCAUCGCCAACGCCAUCGUGCACGAAAUCGGGCACUCCCUCUGCACCCUCUGCUGCGGCUGGAGACCGCAACUCUUCCACAACGAGCACCCCAUCGGCGAAGCCGGCUUCGACUUGGAGUACUCCAUCUACGAUGGGGUGAUGGGCGCCAUGAUUGCGAAGUUCUGGACGCGAUGUGAGAGUUAUCGGCAGAGGGAUGAGGAGUGUGAUGUUGAUAUGUCGGUAGCUCAGGGUUUGGUGCUGCAGGAGUGGCCUAGUUGGAUGAUGGCCGGGUUGUAUCGGUACACGGGUUGUAGCCUUUCGGUGCUGGAUGAGUGCUGGGAGCCGUUUAACCAGAUUGAUUAUCGAAUCCCAAGCCGGUGGCUGGAAAGAUUAUUUGAUCAAGUUUUCUGGGAUGUGACGGUCCCGCGGGUCGGGAAGAAGGCUCUUCAUCCGCCGAAAGUUGCUGCUUGGGUGUUUGCACUGGCUAAGGAUAAAAAUGGGGCGCCGAUCAAGAUGGCUUGUGAUGUGCAGCAUAUGGUGAGGCCGGGGUUUAUGGCUGAUGAACAUCGUAGAGUGCUGGCUGAGGCGAUGAAUAUUCGUAUUCCGGCUGUGCGGGAUGAUGUAGUGCUGGCGGGACCUUCGAAUAGGAUUGAUGGGCGUGUCGUGGCGAGCGGUGUGGAACUGCGGACGUGCUGUGGUGCUGGGUGUCGGUAA
Messenger RNA from Fulvia fulva, 1458 nucleotides. RefSeq lists its product as uncharacterized. The coding region runs from base 1 to 1458 and encodes 485 amino acids. The record is from RefSeq and is a predicted model, not a curated record. The transcript has a single exon. NCBI's taxonomy places the organism in Eukaryota, Fungi, Ascomycota, Dothideomycetes, Mycosphaerellales, Mycosphaerellaceae.